AUGCCUCCUAAUACUAAUACUUACACCCGUACCUUAAUUGUGGCGUUAAAGUCACCUUCUAUUGGAAAGUCUACAUCGCAGAUCUCUAAGCUUACUAGUAUUCUUCCUUAUACAGUUAAUCGUAUCUAUAGUAGAGCUAUUNAGGCUGGUUUUGAGCCAAACGUUCUUCCUCUUAAGAUCCUCCCAGAGCGUGUACAAGACGCCCCUCGCUCUAGUCGACCUUUAAAGCAGACGGAUGAGGCGAAGGAGCAGAUAAUCUAA
Molecule: messenger RNA, 261 nt
Organism: Bipolaris zeicola 26-R-13
Lineage: Eukaryota; Fungi; Ascomycota; Dothideomycetes; Pleosporales; Pleosporaceae
Exons: 1
Coding region: 1-261 (86 amino acids)
Source: RefSeq, a predicted model, not a curated record